AUGACCAUCCCAUUUGAGCUCAAACCGGGGGUCGUUCAUCUCCUACCUACUUUCAAAAAGCAACCCGGUGAAGACCCACACAAACAUAUGAAGGAGUUUCAUCUAAUAUGUGAUGGAAUGUGCCCACAUGAGGUAACCCAAGAACAACUUAAUCUUAGGAAAUUUUCCUUCUCUUUGAAGGAUAUGGCUAAAGAUUUCUUGUACUACUUUCCGGCAAGAUCCAUCAUUGCUUGGAACGGUUUGAAGAAGAAAUUUUUAGAAAAAUUCUUUCUGACAUCUAAAGCUCAUAACAUAAGAAAAGAAAUAUAUGGAAUUAAGCAAAAUGUUGGAGAAUCUUUGUAUGAAUACUGGGAAAGAUACAAACAAUUAUGUGCUUCUUUUCCAUAUUACCAAAUAUCUGAACAGUAUCUAAUCCAAUGUUUUUACUCAGGUUUACUUCCAUUGGAGAAGAGCAACAUUGAUGCGGCCACCAGUGGAGCUUUAGCGGACAAAAUGCCGAUUGAAGCAAGCCAACUCAUAUCAACCAUGACAGAGAACUCUCAGAAUUUUGGCACAAGGAGUUUUUAUAACAUUAUUUCUCAAUCUAGUAAAGUAAGUGAGCUAAGGAUGCAAAUAUAUAAUCUAAUUUCCCUUUUUACUCAAGUUGCCCAAGGAGGCCUUCCUCAAGUCAAAGCAUGUGGAGCAUGUGGAUUAGCCGAACAUACAUCUAGGGCUUGUCCACAAGCCCAAGUCAAUGCCAUUGGAGGAUUUCAGAGAAAGUAUGACCCCCAUGGGCAAACUUAUAACCAAGGGUGGCAAGAUCAUCCCAAUUUCAAAUGGGGAUCUCAAAGGCAAUACGAGAACCGGAACCAAUCUUCUUCAAGCUCCUCAAGUAUGUCUCUAGAAGACGUAGUGAAAUCCUUUGCUGAUCACUCCUUAAAAUUUCAACAGGAACUCCAUAAUUUGCAAAAGGACAAUAUCCAACUUCAACAAGAAACAAAGCAACUUCAAUGA
Benincasa hispida (wax gourd) is the source of this 993-nucleotide messenger RNA. RefSeq lists its product as uncharacterized. NCBI's taxonomy places the organism in Eukaryota, Viridiplantae, Streptophyta, Magnoliopsida, Cucurbitales, Cucurbitaceae. The record is from RefSeq and is a predicted model, not a curated record.